Molecule: messenger RNA, 1224 nt
Organism: Adineta steineri
Lineage: Eukaryota; Metazoa; Rotifera; Eurotatoria; Adinetida; Adinetidae
Source: the annotation of a GenBank genome assembly
AUGAAUCCACAAACUCGAGCAAUUACUCUCUCAAAUAUUACUCCAUCUUUAUAUAAUCAACUUCGUCUUAAACAUCCCGAAACUCUAUCAUGUCCAUGUACAUCCACCAGUAUUCCAUAUAAAACCUUUGUUUCUAAUACAAUCGUAUACCAUCCAAUAUGUACAAGCGUUUUUGUUAGCGAUGAAUGGAUUAAUGCACUUUAUGAUCUAUAUUCAAGUUCAUAUUUAGUAAUGGACUUUCGAACAACUGCAAGUUCUCAAUUUAAGUUUCUUGCUGCUUUUUGCUCGUUGUCGAAAACUCUUAUUUCUCAAGCUCUAACUGAUAUUGAUAAUAGUCAACUUAUAACCAUUCAACUUCUUUCGGAAAAUGAAGUUCAAUCUGAAAUAUCUGGAAAUAUCGAAAUUAUUCAGAGUAGUACACCGUCUCAGUUGAUCAGACCAUUAGACUUUCUUCAUGUAACAACUCAAUCGAUUUUUUUUAUUUCUGCGCUCAAAACAAAUUUUGUAGUUUAUAUCCGUUUAACAGUACUUUUUGCCUCGAUUGGCAAAUUUUAUGUUGCACCUACAUAUUAUUCGCCAGAUCCUAAUGAUUUUGAUGAAGCAGCUGUUCAGUCGGCGUCUUGUGAACUAACUAGUUAUGUUACACCGGCUGGUUUCUUUUCUUUAACACCUGCUGACAAUAUUUUCCCGAAUGCUUUCAUUUAUGAAAUGUGGCCUUAUUUUUCUACUGCUCAUAAAAAUCUUACUAUUUCUUCAAUGAUUGAUGGUUUUUUUGGUGGUUGUACACCUCUUGAUGCUGUUCUUGCAAGUACAUUUGAUUGUCUUUAUAACCAAAGCUGUCUUGAAAUGCUUGUCGAUUAUUUUCCACAACUCAGUUCAACGGAUCUUGCUUGGACUAAUCCACUUUCAGUUUCAAGUCAAAAAAAUCAAUCUUUAAAAAAUAUUUUACCAAAGUUAUUUGUGGAAAAUUGGUCAACAAAUAUUAAUUAUUCAAAAUAUUUUAUUCAAUGUGCUCCCGUAUCUUGUACAUAUACAGAAACAGAUCAAAUAAGUUUAUUUUAUACGAUUAGUCUCUUCUUGAGUAUCUAUGGCGGUCUCUGUAUUAUUCUUCGUUCAACUGCGUUUUUCUUGAUCUAUAUUUGGAUGAAAUUAAAACGUUAUACAAUAAAUAAUAAUAAUAAUAUUAAUAUUGGUAUUUAUUUUGAAUAUAAUGAAAAACGUUAA